Messenger RNA from Daphnia magna, 639 nucleotides. RefSeq lists its product as uncharacterized. The transcript has 2 exons. The record is from RefSeq and is a predicted model, not a curated record. Bases 94 to 639 code for a protein of 181 amino acids. NCBI's taxonomy places the organism in Eukaryota, Metazoa, Arthropoda, Branchiopoda, Diplostraca, Daphniidae.
CUCAGCAAACAGCAAGACAAGAUGGCCAUUUUUUAAAACGUGUUUGACUUGUACGCGUGCUUAAAACUUUUCUUCUCGACAUAACUGUACGAUAUGUCUCAUCUAAUUGUUGAAGUUCCCAAAAUAUUAUCUUUAAUAGGUAACUGGCUUUACGUAGUGGCAGAAAAUUGGAUACAGGAAGACAUUCUCUAUUUACCGAAUGAUAGUUAUUCAGCUGCACAUAAAAUCCAAAUUUUGAAGUAUGGCGUUCCACCUGAUGAGGAAACAUGGCAGAGAUACGAGGAUUUCCAAAUAAUUGGAAUUUUUGACACGUAUCAAGAAGCAAGAACAAGUCUUACCCGUGUUGAAACUAGCCUGCCCAUUCUUAAUCAAGACAAUUCAGGCAGAGGAAAACGAGUCCCUAAAAGGAAGAAACUAAAUAUACCUGGACAAUCAACAACAGAAAUAGACAGCGAGGAAGAGUCUCUCAGCCCACCUAAAAAAUCAGCACCCAGCAAAGGAAAGACGAUUAAGAAAGCCUCCCAUACAAACUCUGCCAAAGGAAUGACCACUUCUACUUUGCUUCCAAUACCUCCUAGAGCCUUGUUGGUUUCUAAACAAUCCAGCAAUGCUUCAACGUCAACUAAAAAGGGAAAUUGA